Messenger RNA from Zeugodacus cucurbitae (melon fly), 2774 nucleotides. Its product is annotated as tetratricopeptide repeat protein 39B-like. Lineage: Eukaryota; Metazoa; Arthropoda; Insecta; Diptera; Tephritidae. The record is from RefSeq and is a predicted model, not a curated record. The transcript is spliced from 3 exons. Bases 145 to 408 code for a protein of 87 amino acids.
CGCAAAAUCAUUACCUCUGUCUUCCAGCUGUUGAGCUGAUGUUUGUCUGGAACGCAUUCAAAGUGCUUAGCAAAAAUUAUCAGCUAGCUGACGCUCAAUGCUCAAGCAUUGUGUUUUUUAUUACGUGGCGCUUGCUAUCGACAAAUGAAGCAGCCAUUCCUCGCAUUGCAAGAUCUUGAAGCGUGCAUAAACUUGCAAAGUCAAAUCAAAGAAGACACAUAUUUGAUGGCCUACGCCUGCGUGGAAUCGGGACUGGUGCAUGCAGACGAACAAAAUUAUGAAUUGGCUAUCACCACAAUUGAGGAAGCGAAGAAGAAAUACACUGGCUUUUCGCUGGAGUCACGCUUACAUUUCCGCAUACAUGGUGCGCUUAUGGAAUUUAAGGAAAAACUGAACUUUAAACAUUAAGUUGGAAAAUUGAAAUAAACAUAUUUAUGGAGAUUUGGUUAAAAAAUUAAAUACACAUAUUUUAAAUUAUUUUUACUACAACGUACGCGCAAAUGACGAUACACGCGAUUUCCCAAGUUCUACUGGACCUUUUCACCUGAACAUUUUGAGGUUGGUAUUUUUUAUACUCUCGCAACAAAGUUGCUAAAGAGAGUAUUAUAGUUUUGUUGACAUAACGGUGGUUUGUAACACCCAAAACUAAACGAGUUAUAUAUAGGGUUAUGUAUACCAAAGUGAUCAGGAUGAAGAGUGUAGUUCAAAUCCGGAUGUCUGUCUGUCCGUCCGUCUGUGCAAGUUGUAACUUGAGUAAAAAUUAAGAUAUCUUGAUGAAUAUGACUUGGAACACUUGUUUCUUGGCACCAUAGGAAGGUUGCUUUCGAAGAUGAGCAAAAUCGGACUGCCACGCCCACAAAAUGGCGAAAACCGAAAACACAUAAAUGUCAUAAAUAAAGCUAUGGAAAUAAAAUUGGGUCCAAAGGAUUGUUCUAGGAAGGGGCAUAUUUGGAUGUAAUUUUUUUGGGAAAAUGGGCAUGGCACCGCCCCCUUAUAAAUUUUUUGUACAUAUCUCGUAAACUACUAAAGCUAUAUCAACGAAAUUCUCUCCCAUACAAAAGUUAUGUUGAAAACGACUCAAAAUGCUUUAAUUAAGUAAGGGAUAACACCAGAAACCUAAAUUUUAUUUAUAAAGAAUGUACAGAAAAAUUUAAGUGGGUGUGGCUACUACUCGACCAAUAUCAAUGACAUUUGGUUUAUAAUAUUUUCCUUGCAUCCCAAUGAUAUGUUGUGAAAAUAGGCCAAACGCCUACUUCCUAUAUACCAGAACUUUGAAGUCAACGUGAAUAGUAUACUUAACAAUAUGUAAAGUACGCACUAGUGAACAUAUCGGAACAGAACUUUGCAUAAAUACUGCAUUUAUAGUGUAGCAGCCCCUUUCUAAAAAGCGAAAUCGGACCAUAGGUUUUCAAAGCCCCAUAUAUCGAACAAGAGGACCUCGGUGCUUCUAACCUAAUAUUAGGGUUUCCAACUUUCAAUGGACUUUAUACCAUAUAUAUGGCGAAUAUGUGGGUCAAAAUAUCUAUUAUAUAAUAUUAAUUAAAUAAAUUGCGAGAGUAUAAAAUGUUCGGUCACAACCGAACUUAGCCCUUCCUUACUUGUUAAAUUUUUAUUUUGUUUUGUAUUAUUUAUUUUUAUUUAUAUAUUUUUUUUUUAAUUUAUGUUUAAAUUUUUAUUUAUAUAUUUUUUUAAAUUUAUGUUUAAAUUUUUAUUUUUAUAUUUUUUUGUUUUAUUUGACUUUGUUUAUUCAAUAAUUUUUGUUUUACAUUCCUGUAAUGUUAAUGAAUAAAUGAUAAAAAAAUUUUAUUACAACACUUUAAAAAUGACUUGAAAUUCAUGCCUCUAACACCAGAAUACCCCCUAAAAAUGAAUUAUUCGAAUUAUCAGCUAAACGGCCACACACAUUUGGUGAAUUGUGCGUUCCUAUGUUAGUCAAUAGCAUGUCUGAAAAAAAUUUUAUGAAUCCUUUUCUGUCAUUACAACUACAAAUUUGUGUUGCGCUUGCGGAGUACUUCACAUGCGAUAAAAAACAAUGUAAUCGAGUAGGCAUUAUUUACUAUAAUUAGUAAUUUAUAUUUUAUAUGUGUAUAUAUAUAAAAUUAUUUAAAUAGUUUUAAGGUUUUUUGCUUGGCUAGUCGAAGCAUAUUUGACUUAUAACUAAUGUUUGCAAAUGUGCAACGCAGUUUACUAUUAGCUUAUUAAGGUUUGCUUUAUUCAUGUAUUAUAAAUCUAUGUGCAUUUAAAAAUAUGCUAUGAACUAAAUUUACAAUUGAACAUAAUGUGAAAUUUCAUUUAGAAACAUGUAUGUAUUUUAUUUUAUUUAUGCCGUACACACUAUGUUGUGUUGUUAUAUAAAUUUAAAUCCUUAUAUACUUUGAUACCUAUCCUUAAUAAAAAAUAUAAAUCGAUAAUAAAUGCUCAAAAAUACAUAUUUAUACGGAUAUAUAUGUAACAUGUAAAACUAUGUGUUAUUUGUAUAUAUUACAUGCGACAAAAACAAAUUGAAAUCCUUAAUUAAUCAGUUCAAAUCUUAUUCAAUUUUUUAUUAUUGUUCUUGCCUUUAUUACAAACCCUCAUAUCUAGUUUUAUAUGCGAAUGACAACGAAACUAUCGGUUCAUGGUUGGUGUUCACGUGUGUAAUUUUAACGUAAAAUAUUUGAUGAAGGGAAGUGGAAAUAAAAAAAAUGUUUUCCGAUGACAGUAUACACAACCAGCUAAAAUGCUGUUCACACGAUAAAACUAUAUACGCGCGCAAGUUCGUCUAACUACAUACA